UUUUUCUAUAGCUUGCAGGUUGUAUGCACAUCCUUUGCAGAAUUUCGCUUACCCCGUAGUGGCCUCCUUUCCUAUUGAUGCUUAAACUACGAGAUUAAGGUUAGACUAGGUAUGCAGGGGAGUACCUCCUGCACAUGCUGAACUAGCGAGUUGCAACGAGCUAGUCUAGAAAGAGAAAGAAUUGCAGGUCAGAGCAGCGAACGACGAGCAACACAAGUUGCGCUUGAUUGGCUGAGCGCUCAGUUUCCCCUGACCACUAAACAUUUUCAGCCAAUUAGAAAUAGCACUGCCCGGGAAAUAUUUUCCUGGAAGGGAGAAGCGGGGAGAGGAAAGAAGUAGGAGGUGAAGUGAAAGAGGUGAAUUCGAACAUGGAUGUCAAACGAGUGUGUCUGAUAACGCUUCUCCUAGCUCUGGUGCAGUUUGCCCUGUUAGCAAGGUGCCAGGAGGAGGAUCGAGGUGGAGAUUUUGUUGUUAAAGAGGAGAUGGAAGAUGAAGAUGAUGACGAUGAAUAUGACGAUGAUACUGAAGUGAAAGAAGAAAAUGAUGUAUUGGUGUUGAAUGAUGCAAACUUUGAUACUUUUGUUGAAGGCAAAGAUACUGUGCUCCUGGAGUUCUAUGCCCCAUGGUGUGGCCAUUGUAAGCAGUUUGCUCCAGAAUACGAAAAAAUCGCCAAGACACUGAAAGAAAAUGAUCCCCCUAUUCCAGUUGCCAAAGUAGAUGCUACAUCAGCCUCUACUUUAUCAAGUCGUUUUGAUGUUAGUGGUUAUCCGACAAUCAAAAUUCUAAAGAAAGGGCAACCUGUAGAUUAUGAAGGCUCAAGAACAGAAGCAGAAAUUGUGGCAAAAGUGAAAGAAGUUUCAAAGCCUAGUUGGAUCCCUCCACCUGAUGCCACAUUAGUGUUGACUAAAGAUAAUUUUGAUGAAAUUGUGAAUGAGGCUGACAUCAUUCUGGUUGAAUUCUAUGCUCCAUGGUGUGGACACUGCAAAAGAUUGGCUCCAGAAUAUGAAAAAGCAGCAAAGGAGCUGAGGAAACAUGUUCCUCCUAUCCACCUUGCUAAAGUUGAUGCAGUUGCUGAAACAGACCUUGCAAAGCGGUUUGAUGUGUCAGGAUACCCAACACUCAAGAUCUUCCGCCAGGGCAAACCUUUUGAGUACAAUGGCCCAAGAGAAAAAUAUGGAAUUGUUGAUUAUAUGAUAGAACAGUCUGGCCCGCCAUCUAAACAAAUACAGACUAGCAAACAGGUACAGGAAUUUGUGAAAGAUGGAGAUGAUGUUAUCAUCAUUGGAGUGUUUAAAGGAGACCAGGACCCAGCUUACCAAAUAUAUCAAGAUGCUGCCAACAACUUAAGAGAGGAAUACAGAUUCUAUCAUACUUUCAGCAAUGAAAUUUCAAGCUUUUUGAAGGUGGAAUCUGGGAAAGUGGUUGUGAUGCAACCUGAAAAAUAUCAUUCAAAAUAUGAGUCUAAAAUGCAUGUUUUGGAUAUUACAGCAUCCACUGAUGUUGGCAAAGUGAAAGACCAUGUGAUAAAACAUACUUUACCUCUUGUCGGCCAUCGCAAGACUUCCAAUGAUGCUAAGAGAUAUAUUAAGAAACCUUUGGUGGUAGUUUACUAUACAGUAGACUUCACUUUCGAUUAUCGUGGUACGACUCAGUAUUGGCGAAACAAAGUGUUAGAAGUGGCAAAGGACUUCCCAGAAUAUAUUUUUGCAAUUGCUGAUGAAGAAGACUAUUCUUCUGAGAUAAAGGACUUGGGAUUAAUUGAUAGCGGAGAGGAUGUUAAUGUUGCUAUCUUUGAUGAUGAUGGCAAGAAAUAUGCAAUGGAACCAGAAGAAUUUGAUUCUGAAGUGCUGAGGGAAUUUAUUUUCUCAUUCAAAAAAGGUAAACUGAAACCUAUUGUAAAAUCUCAGCCAAUACCAAAAAAUAACAAGGGCCCAGUGAAAAUUGUAGUUGGGAAAACAUUUGAGUCCAUAGUGAUGGAUCCAGAAGCUGAUGUUCUCAUAGAGUUCUAUGCUCCCUGGUGUGGACACUGCAAGAAACUUGAGCCCAUUUAUACUGAGCUGGGGAAAAAAUAUAGAAACAAAAAUAAUUUAAUAAUUGCCAAAAUGGAUGCUACUGCCAAUGAUAUCACCAAUGACAAUUACAAAGUAGAAGGAUUUCCUACCAUCUAUUUUGCUCCCAGCAACAAGAAGAAUCAACCUAUUAAAUUUGAAAGUGGGGAAAGAGAUUUGGAAAACUUGAAAAAAUUUGUAGAAGAACAUGCCACUACACUAAGCAGGAUAAAAGAAGAACUUUAGGUGUUAAUUAAGCUUAACAGAAUUAUUGAAAGAUUGGUUGGGGAGCAAUACAGCAUUUGGAGCUAAGGUAUCUGGAGUAGCAAAACAAUGCAGAGUGAGGAUUUGUGGGGUUGUUUUUUGGAGGGACAUUAAUCUGAACAGUGAACUUUUGGAUAUGAAUUGUUUUUUAUGAGUUCAACAGCUGACCUGAGAAAAAUACAUUAUUUUUUGUGCCUA
Messenger RNA from Pogona vitticeps (central bearded dragon), 2510 nucleotides. RefSeq names its product protein disulfide isomerase family A member 4 (gene PDIA4). Gene Ontology annotation, molecular function: protein disulfide isomerase activity. The record is from RefSeq and is a predicted model, not a curated record. Gene Ontology annotation, biological process: response to endoplasmic reticulum stress; protein folding. Gene Ontology annotation, cellular component: cell surface; endoplasmic reticulum lumen; endoplasmic reticulum. Lineage: Eukaryota; Metazoa; Chordata; Lepidosauria; Squamata; Agamidae.